This is a messenger RNA of Pochonia chlamydosporia 170, 1029 nucleotides long. RefSeq names its product protein NBP35. Gene Ontology annotation, molecular function: ATP-dependent FeS chaperone activity; ATP binding; 4 iron, 4 sulfur cluster binding. Lineage: Eukaryota; Fungi; Ascomycota; Sordariomycetes; Hypocreales; Clavicipitaceae. Gene Ontology annotation, cellular component: cytosol. Gene Ontology annotation, biological process: iron-sulfur cluster assembly. Bases 1 to 1029 code for a protein of 342 amino acids. The transcript has a single exon. The record is from RefSeq and is a predicted model, not a curated record.
AUGGCCCCAUCACUCGAGGAGCCAGAGCCCGUAUCCGACGUCCUUGCCAACCCCAUCAAGCAAAAACCACAACUCGUCGCUCCGGAGCCGGAGCACUGUCCUGGCCCAGAAUCACAACAAGCCGGCCAAGCAGACUCAUGUGCCGGCUGUCCUAACCAAGCCAUCUGCGCAUCAGCUCCCAAGGGCCCCGACCCAGACAUCCCUCUAAUUUCAGCGCGUCUAGAAAAUGUCAAACACAAGAUCCUGGUGCUCAGUGGAAAGGGUGGCGUGGGAAAAAGCACAUUCACAUCUCUCCUAGCGCAUGCGUUUGCGACCAACCCAGACAGCAACGUGGGCAUCAUGGACACGGACAUCUGUGGGCCCAGCAUCCCCAAGAUGAUGGGUGUAGAGGACGAGACAAUUCAUGUCAGUGGAUCGGGGUGGUCACCGGUAUGGGUUAUGGAUAAUUUGGGCGUAAUGAGCAUCCAGUUCAUGUUGCCGAAUCGAGACGACGCUGUCAUUUGGAGAGGGCCUAAGAAGAAUGGGCUGAUCAAGCAAUUUCUCAAGGAUGUCGAAUGGGGGGACUUGGAUUUCUUGCUGGUUGACACGCCGCCGGGCACGAGUGACGAGCACCUGAGUGUGAAUUCAUUCUUGAAAGAGAGUGGUAUUGAUGGUGCCGUGGUGGUGACUACACCGCAGGAAGUGUCGUUGCUGGAUGUCAGGAAGGAGAUUGAUUUCUGUCGCAAGGCGGGCAUCAGAAUACUAGGACUGGCGGAGAACAUGAGCGGCUUCGUAUGUCCCAACUGUAAAGGCGAGAGUCAAAUAUUCCGGCCCACGACCGGCGGUGGGAGGGGUUUAGCAGAGGAGAUGGGGAUUCCGUUCCUCGGCGCAGUGCCUCUGGAUCCGAGGAUUAGAAUGGCCUGCGACUUUGGAGAGAGUUACUUUGAUUCAUUCCCGGACAGUCCGGCCUGUUUGGCGUUUAAAGAGGUGGUGAAGAAUGUGGCGAAUCAACUUGGGUUGGAUAAGACGAGUGUAUUACCUGAUGAAUAG